Molecule: messenger RNA, 1659 nt
Organism: Podarcis raffonei (Aeolian wall lizard)
Lineage: Eukaryota; Metazoa; Chordata; Lepidosauria; Squamata; Lacertidae
Gene: CKMT1A
Product: creatine kinase, mitochondrial 1A
Exons: 9
Coding region: 287-1546 (419 amino acids)
Biological process (GO): phosphocreatine biosynthetic process
Cellular component (GO): mitochondrion
Molecular function (GO): creatine kinase activity
Source: RefSeq, a predicted model, not a curated record
UGCAGGCGCUGUCCACUGCGGUGGUGCUGAAGCGUGCCAGAAGCCUCUCCACGGUCGCUGCAGCGCAUCGGACGAGCGGGCGGAUUGGCGGGCGGCCAGACUGAGUCGAGCCGGGCUAGGCUAGGCUGGGCUGGGCUGGCGGCGUAAUCUCCGCGCUCCCCUCCCCCGCGAGCCAUUGCCAUUCGCCGCACGUCCCCGCCCGCCUCACUGUGCGCACUGCCUGCCUGCCUGCCUGCCUGCCUGCUCAGCUCGCUCGCUUGCUCGCUCGCUCGGCCUCGCCGUCGCCAUGGCCAGCACCUUCGCCCGCAUCGUCUCGGCCCGAAGAUCCGCCGGCCUCCUAGCCUUGGCGGGCGCAGCCGGCUCACUGGCCGCCGCUGGCUUCCUCCUCUCCCGGGACUCCGUGGGCGCCGCGGUGGCCAACCGGCGCCGCUACCCGGCUAGUGCUGAGUACCCUGACCUGCGGAAGCACAACAACUGCAUGGCCAGCAACUUGACACCAACCAUCUACGCCCAGCUCUGUGACAAGGCCACCCCCACCGGUUGGACCCUGGACCAGUGCAUCCAGACCGGCGUGGACAACCCUGGGCACCCCUUCAUCAAGACUGUAGGCAUGGUAGCAGGGGAUGAGGAGUCUUAUGAGGUCUUUGCAGGUAUUUUCGACCCAGUGAUUGAGGAGCGCCACAACGGCUACAACCCCCGCACUAUGAAGCAUCCCACGGACUUGGACUCCAGUAAGAUCAAGGCAGGCCACUUUGACGAGCGCUACGUGCUGUCCUCACGAGUGCGGACGGGCCGCAGCAUCCGGGGUCUCAGCUUGCCUCCAGCUUGCAGCCGGGCCGAGCGCCGAGAGGUGGAGAGGGUCACAGCAGAAGCCCUGGCUGGCCUGAGUGGAGACCUGGCUGGCAAAUAUUACCGCCUCAGUGAGAUGACGGACAAGGAGCAGCAGCAGCUCAUUGAUGAUCACUUCCUAUUUGACAAACCUGUCUCCCCUCUGCUGACAGCUGCAGGCAUGGCUCGUGACUGGCCUGAUGCCCGAGGAAUCUGGCACAAUCACGAGAAAACCUUCCUGGUCUGGGUCAAUGAGGAGGACCACACCCGUGUCAUUUCCAUGGAGAAAGGAGGCAACAUGAAGAGAGUAUUUGAGAGGUUCUGCCGGGGAUUGAAGGAGGUGGAGCGCCUGAUCCAGGAGAGGGGCUGGGAGUUCAUGUGGAACGAGAGGCUGGGCUACAUCCUGACGUGCCCCUCCAACCUGGGCACUGGACUGCGUGCUGGGGUGCACAUCAAGCUGCCGCUGCUGAGCAAGGAUAGCCGCUUCUCAAAGAUCCUGGAGAACCUGAGGCUGCAGAAACGUGGCACUGGUGGUGUGGACACAGCCGCCACGGGGGGCACCUUUGAUAUUUCCAACCUGGAUCGCCUGGGCAAAUCAGAGGUGGAGCUGGUGCAGCUAGUGAUUGACGGUGUCAACUACCUGAUUGACUGCGAACGGCGCCUGGAGCGGGGUCAGGACAUCCGCAUCCCUUCGCCUGUGGCCCAGUUCCGCAGCUGAGCCCAGUCCAGCCCAGGGCUCUUUGCAGACACCAGUGGGCAGAAGUCCUGUGUGGGCAGGAGGCACAUGAUGCACUGCACCAAACCCCAUAAAACUCUGGCUGCUGUAACAUU